AUGGCGUCCUCAUUACGCUCUCUCCACCAUCUUCCCCGCUGCACGCGACAGCUCCAACGCUUACCCUCACUCAAUGCCUCAAGAUGUCUGCUUCAGCAACAACACCAACAACAGCAACCUCGCUGGCAGCAACAACACCGAUUCCAGUCCCAGUCAAAGGCGGACAUCCACGCCCCCGAUGCCCUCAACCCCAAGCUCAUCUCCAUUGAUGCUUCAACAUUAGAGGUCGAAGAAACGGCCGACCCCAAAGAGCUUGUCCCCCACCACCAGCUCGUCUUUGGCGCCAACUUCACCGACCAUAUGCUGAGCUUGGAAUGGACGGCGAAGGAAGGCUGGUUUCCCCCACGCAUCACACCCUACGGCCCCCUCAGUCUUGAUCCGGCGACGUGUGUCUUCCACUACGGCUUUGAAUGUUUCGAGGGCAUGAAGGCAUAUCGAGGCAAAGACGGCGAGCUCUAUCUCUUUCGCCCGGACAUGAACAUGGCCCGGUUCAACAAGAGCAGCUCGCGCCUUGCACUUCCCAUGUUCGAUGGGAAAAUGUUGAUUGAGUUGAUCAAGAAGUUUGUGCGGUUAGACGAGCGAUUCAUUCCCAAUGACCGGGGCUACUCCCUUUACCUUCGCCCGACCAUGAUCGGAACGCAACGUACGCUCGGAGUUGGUCCCCCGGGAUCUGCCCUCCUCUAUGUCAUCGCUUCCCCUGUCGGCCCCUACUACCCCACUGGCUUCAAAGCCAUCUCCCUCGAAGCAACAACCUAUGCCCUUCGUGCCUGGCCCGGAGGCACCGGCCACUACAAAGUCGGCGGCAACUACGCGCCCUGCAUUGUGCCUCAGAUGAAAGCGGCGGAGAAGGGUCUACACCAGAAUCUGUGGCUGUUCGAAGACAUCGACCCCGAGACGGGCAAACCAGAGCAGUUCGCCACAGAAGUGGGCACGAUGAAUCUCUUCGCCGCGAUUCUCAACAAGCAAGGCCAAAAGGAGCUCGUCACUGCCCCUCUCGACGGCACGAUCCUGCAGGGCGUCACGCGCGAUUCCAUCCUCACACUCGCUCGCGAACGCCUGGCUUCCGAGGGCUGGAUUGUCAACGAACGACGCUUCCACAUGCGUGAACUAGACGAGGCUGCGAAUGAGGGAAGAUUGUUGGAGGUUUUUGGUUCUGGCACGGCAGCAGUGGUGAGCCCAGUGCGGGCGAUAAGUUGGGAUGGUAAGAUGAUUGAAUGCGGACUUCCGGCGAACGAGGAGGCGGGACCUGUGGCGCAGAGGAUGAAGGAUUGGAUUGAAGGCAUCCAGUACGGCGAUGAGCCCGGGCAUCCUUGGAGUGUGAAAGUGUGA
Messenger RNA from Neohortaea acidophila, 1329 nucleotides. RefSeq names its product aminotransferase. The transcript is spliced from 3 exons. Gene Ontology annotation, biological process: L-leucine biosynthetic process; L-valine biosynthetic process. The record is from RefSeq and is a predicted model, not a curated record. The coding region runs from base 1 to 1329 and encodes 442 amino acids. Gene Ontology annotation, molecular function: branched-chain-amino-acid:2-oxoglutarate transaminase activity. Lineage: Eukaryota; Fungi; Ascomycota; Dothideomycetes; Mycosphaerellales; Teratosphaeriaceae. Gene Ontology annotation, cellular component: mitochondrion.